CCAGGAGUUACGGCAUGGCCGCCAUGGAAGCUGAUGCUCGUCGCAGCACUUGACGUUUAAUCAGAACAUGUCAUUUUGCAGAUUUCAUUUUCACAAAUGGCAGACUCUUUUUUCGGUUUCGAUACCACGCUCGGAGAUAACAAUUUAGAGGAUGGACUAGAUUGUCCAUUGGAAGAAGAUGAAUUUGAAGAAGAAUAUGACGCUUUGAAUGAUGAAACAUUUGGCCCUGAUGCAGCUAUUGGCGAUUGGGAGGAAGAUCAUGAGAAGCUUGCUGAAAUUACAGAAUCAAAUCGUCCACAGAAUCAGAAUGCAACAAACAAAAAGAAUCUUUCUAAUAUAGAUAUCGAGGAUAACUUAUCACAUUUGGUACUGGAUAAAGAAGGAAUAGUUCCACGACCUGAUGUAUGGGGCAGUCCUUUGAAUCUAUCCCCUCCGAAGGCUCAACCACGGUUGUCUUUACCAACUUUGAAAAAUGCCUGUACUGUGGAAGAACUGGAAAGGGGGCUUGUUGCAAAUAGGCCACCUCCAGGUCUCAGUAAACCACAAACGCAACAACAGCAGAGAAAGUCUGAAGGUUCACUUCUCUUUGAGGCCCUAUCUUUGAACGAAAAAUUUCAGGUCAAUGGCCUACCUCCGACACGUUUCCCACCGGGGUUAGGUCUACCUGGGGCUCAUCCCAUAGUUUUGCCCAACAUAAGAGUUCCGCAUCCUCAAUUGAUGCAACCUCCUAGAUUAUUAGGCUUAAUUAAUCAAACAGGCAACAUGUUACGUUAUCCUCUACCGCCGCAUUUAAUGUUAUCACAACCAGUACCGAGGCAACCCCUUCAUAGCUCCUAUAAUUUUCCUCAACCACCACAUCCUAACUUAGGAGGUCCGCAGUUUCUCCGGCCAGAUCACAUGAUGUCUGCAUUUCCUAAUAAUCAAGCCAAUCAUCAUCCACAACACCAACAUUCUUAUUUAGGAAAUCAGAGAAAUCAAAGACCUUACUAUCAUAAUGAUCAACAAGCCGGACAUCAACCAUUUUUUAAGAAUAAUCAAUAUCCUCAACGCAGUCAUGACAGAACUAAUCAGAGACACUAUCAUCAACAUUAUUCUCAUGGCAUUAAUGGUAAUGCUUCGGGAGAGUAUGAACUCUCAGGAAAACUUGCUAUAAAAGCUCACGAGAAACAAUGGCUAAUCAAUAUACAAUUGUUACAACUUAAUACAAUUCAACCAUAUGUUGAUGACCACUAUUAUAUUGUAUUCUGCGAUAAACGGAACAAGCGACAUGUGAAUCAAGAACAGAAAGAUAAAAAACACCAUAAUAACAAUGGGUAUCACAGGGAUCAUAGAGAUUGGGAGCCAACAUCCCAAGCUCCCUCAAGAUCAGCAUAUACACCAGCUCAAUUUGAGAAUUCAUUAGGCAAACUUCAUUGCAGUAGUGUUACGGCACCGCGCAAACUUAUCGAUAUGGAUGUCGUGUCAAAUAGCGAAUCUCAGUCUAAUUCUCAAUCACAACAAAAAGAUACUAAAAAAACACGCCAAUUGCUCCUUGAAAUCGAAAGGCUAUAUACACUGCUAUUCAAACUCGAGGAUCUGAGCAAUCCUCUUGCUUCAAUUCCGGAGCCGCAACAGCAGCAGGAAGGAGAAGUUGAGACAAAUACAAUUAAAACGGAACCAGAAUUAAUUAGCAUGACACUAUCAUGUCUGCAACAAUUAAUACAAGAUGAUAAAUUAGCUAGUAUGCUAAGUAUUCGAAAAGGAAAGACAUUAUUACUGCGUUUUUUACCUCAUCUGAAUGUGACAGAAUAUAAUAAGCAGUUAAGAGAAUUGUGGACUGCAAUAUUUAAAGGAUUAGCCGUGAUAGGACGUAGAGAUUGUCAUUUAUUAACGGAUUUUUAUUCCGAAUUUCGGAGAUGGCUUAAUACUGUGAAAGAUUUUGAUACAGUAUUGCGAUUAGCAAGAGCAUUAUCGGACUCGGCUACUCAUCCCGUCAAAAACAACAGUUUAAGUUUUGCUCUUAUGAAUAAGUUUGGUGUAUCUGCAAUAGCAACAAUGCUCGAGCAAGCAGAACAAUUAUGCGCCACAAACGAUUCCCUGCCUUCUGAAUGGUCAACUUUUAUAGAAACGAUAGUUGAUAUAAUUGGUGCUUCGUCACCCUGCAUUAUACCUUGUCAACCGAUUGCUGCAAAUACGCUCAAUAAACAUCUGAAUCGGAUUUCCAGUUUAAAGAUAGAAAGGUAUACAACGCUAGUGCGCUUGUUGACUGAUACCAAUCCUUUACGAUAGUCUAACAUUACAAAAGUUACAUUUGGCAGACUUUUUUUUUUAAUUUCUCUUUUCUUUCAACAUAUGAAAAAUAUAUAUAUAUAAAUUAUGCUAAAAAAAAUAAUACAUACAGACAAAUAUUUUAAUAUAAUUACUAAUGUUAUCGCAAAAUAUCCACUAUGUAUCAUAAUAUUUCUAAUAGAUGCCAUGAUUUUACAAAGUAGAUUAAGUAUUUGACGAGAGAUAUUAAAAAAAAAAAUUUAUAUAUAUAAAUAGAAAUUCUGAGCAUCCUGGUGCACAAUGAAGUUUCUUACUCGUAUAUAUGUGUAUAAUAUAUAUCAUCUUUUACUUGUAUAUUUUGUACACAUUAAUCAGUCUUUGAACUGAUAAUCAGUAGCAUAAAGAAGCCAUUAUAUAUAUCAGACAAAAAUAAACGUGCAUCAGAGAGAUAUAGUAGAGUUGCAUGCCAAUAAUCUUUUUAGGAUGAUUUUUUAAAUUAUAGUAUUCUUGAUUCUACUCUGUGUAAAAUUGGUAUCUAAUAUACGAUAUAAGGGACAAUUGAAAUAAUCACCUUGAUUUAUUUCAUCAAUGCAUUGAUUCAUUUUUCAUCAUAAACCACACAGCCAAAUCAAGAUGAUAAUUUCAAAUGCGUUUACUAUAUUAAACUAUAUUAAACUACACAUCCUAUUUUCCUAUGUUACAUUUUAUAUUUCUCUCUUUUUAAUUAUCAUAUUAAAGCAUUUUAUAUAAUAUAUAUUAUAUACAUCUAAAAGAGCAAAGAGUAUAAGUUCUUCUACCAUUUAAAUUAUUGGUUAUAUAAUAUAUAGCUCUUUAAAUUUACUUGGACAUGUAUUCGUACGACUUCUUUUUUUUAAUGAAAACUUUGAAUUUUCUAUUUAGACAUAUAUGUUGAUAGUUUUAUAUGCAUGAAAAAUAACUGUUUUUCUUUAUUUUUUUAAAAAUAAAUUUCUAAGCGAAUUCAGUUGGAUGCAUUAGUGCAUACUGGUGUAUAUAAAAGUUGUACAAAAUUAUGAUGACAAAAAUAAUUAAAAAAGUAAAAUUAUUAAAACUAAAAGCUAUUAUUAUUUUUAUUAAAGAACGAAUAAUGAUAAAACUCAAUAUUAAUAUUAAUGUUUUCAUUACUUAUGAUUAUUGUAAAUUUGUGUAUAACAUUUAAAAAUGUGUGCAUCCAACCAAAUUAGCUAUACAUUUUUUUUCAAUUACUUAUUUUAUUCCAUAUGUAAAAGAAUAGAACAUUAGUAUUUAUAUUAACAGCUUUGAAUAAAACUUAUGCUAUUAAAUGUAUUUUUUAAAGUUUAGUUUUAUGUUUAUUCUGCAAUUAAUAAAUAUACGUAUAUAUACGUAUAUAUAUUGAUGUAUAUUAUAUUCACGGAAGAUGAGGCAUAGGAUGUGUACGUUUUUACUAUUGUUUAUAUAAAAAGCAAAAUGUACGUUAUUAUACGCAUCGUUAUGAACGAAAUUAAUAGUGCUAAAAAGAAAAAAAAGUUGCUAUCAGUGUACAGAUGACAUAUUUUGGAAAUAAUGACAGAUAAUCAUUUACAUCGCACUGUUAAGAUGUAAUUACAAAGACGGGAGACGGAGACAACAAUUGCAUAAGUUAGUUAUCAGCAGUAAAACUGUAAUAGUCUUUUUAUAAAACUUUGUAUUAUAUAAGUACCAAAAUUAAAUUUCUAUCGGUUUCGACAUCAGAAGCAUGUGAUAACAUAAACUUUAAUCUAGUUAUAAAAGACGUUAUAGUCCCAUCAGUUUAGGAAGUGUGAUCUUUUUUUCCUCUUGGAUACGAUAGCUAUUGUUAAGUCAGUGGCAUCUUUGUGAUUGUAUAAUGAGAGGAAGAGAAAAAAGAAGCGACGAUUUGUAAUUGCAAUGUGUGUUUUCUGGCAGUACCGUAAGAAUUUUAAAAAUAAUCUGAAAUGUAUGACAUGGCCUUUAGAGUACUAAAUAAGAUAAUUACUUUUUAUCGCAAUUUAACUAUGAUCUUAUUUAUGUACUUCUAGCUUGUACAUAGAGCGAUAUUGAUGCGUGAAUGACUGGAUACAUUUUGUAAUCAAAGUGCAGAAAUGCAAAAAUAUUUAGGUUUCUGCGAUGUCGCAUGACAUAUUAAUAUUAUAAUAUUUUGUGAAAACAAUUUUUAAAACUAGCGUUCUUGUUAUUACUUUGUAGUUUUAACGAGUAUAAUAGUGAUAAUUCAUCCGAACGAUAUUUUUGAGUUGCAUUGAUAUUUUGUAAAGAAGAAAUUAUUGAAAUCCAUAAAUAAAAAAUUGCACAUAACAGUUUUAAUUUUGCACACAUGUAAAAACAUAAUUCGUAUUAUUAUUCACAAAUAUUUUGUCAUAUCAGUUUUUUUACUGUAAAAUAAAUUGUUUUAAUCUAUUCGGCCACUACAAUUGAAUAUUAAGAUAUAUUCCAAUUUUAUUACAUUUACACAAAUUAAGUUAUGUUAUCACAUAUGAAUAGCUGUUUAUAUAUAACAGCUUUAUAGAUAACAGCAAUUAUUUCAAUGCGAUUAGCUGUAUGAUUUAACUGAUAUACAUAAUAAACAAUGUUAUGAUUUUUUCUAUUGCUAUUAUUAAUUACAUUAGACAAAUAGAACUUUUACAAUUAUGAAUUGUACGAUAUUGAACAAAAAGUAAAUUGAACCAGAUACUCGUUAAUAUAUAAUUCAAAAAGUUUUGCUCUAACUUUUUCAUUACUUUAUUAAGCUGAUAAAGAGAAAUAAAGUUUAUGUUUUUACAUAAGCAAUGCUAAGAAUCUAAGGGAUACAUGAUUGAUCCCAUUAGUUUAUAGAAAAUGAUGCAUGUCUGAAAAGUCCAAGAGUUGCAUUACAUUCUUCUUACUACGUAACUGGGCUUACAGCUUCGGAGAAUAGACUUAGUUGUAGAUGCAACAUGUUUAUCAGUUAUUUUGUAAUUUCGAGUUACUUCGAAUUUUUAAAUAAUUUUAAGAUUGAUAGAAAAACAUGUGUUUUAGAUUUAUUUUAUGACUUCUUAAAUUUCACUCCACCGAUUAUACUAUUUUCUUAAGGGCUAUUAAAAAUAUAUAUAUUUGGUAAAGCAAUGCGCCCGUUCAAACUACAAUAGUUAUAAAAUUUUAUUUUUUUUUUUUACCAUUGUCAUGUUUAUUAUAAUAACUAACUGAACUGUAUUGCCUUUAUAGUUUUUUCAUUAUUGCCUCAGCGCCAAUUGUUGCAAAAGUUCGAUAUUAUGUUGCUAAUGCAAUAAAUGUAUCAAAAAUUCAUACUACACAGCAUAACAAUAUAGAAUGAAUAUAUUAAAAUUAUGUAGCGACAAAAUAAUUUUGUUGUUUAUAAGUACCGUAUGCUUUAGUACUAAUCAGAUACAUAUUUGUUUCUCUUUUCUCAAUAUAUAUACAGAUAUGAGAGAAUAUUACAAUAUUGUAACAAGCGAUGUUUCAUAUUUUUUGUUUGUCUCAUGGAAAUCGAAACUUUUGCCAAUGGAAAAGAACAUGCAAAUAUGUCUUCUUGUAAAAUAGAUAAAAUAAUUAAAAAAUUGCGAGGUUUAAUUUUGGAUUAAAGAUAUAUUUUUAUAGACACGUUACGUUUAUUAUGUUCAAACGAAAUAUAUGUAAUGGAGUACUACAAAAUCGAGGUCGUUAAAUUAACUUAAAAAAAAAUCCUACAAGUUUAUUAUCUAUAUUAUCUAUAUAUUAUGUACCCGUGAUACGCGCCUGUACAUUAAAAGAAAAAAAAUUGAUUGUAAAUUUAUAACACAAUCUGUGAGGAUAUAAUUGUAGCUGUUGUGUAUGUACAGAAUUGAUCUAAUUUGAAAUCAAAGUCUUAAAUAAAUGUUUUGCAUCCUACGUAUAUAUAAA
This is a messenger RNA of Cataglyphis hispanica, 6096 nucleotides long. It is a transcript of the gene Patr-1, whose product is annotated as protein PAT1 homolog 1. The coding region runs from base 97 to 2268 and encodes 723 amino acids. Gene Ontology annotation, biological process: deadenylation-dependent decapping of nuclear-transcribed mRNA; P-body assembly. The record is from RefSeq and is a predicted model, not a curated record. The transcript is spliced from 9 exons. NCBI's taxonomy places the organism in Eukaryota, Metazoa, Arthropoda, Insecta, Hymenoptera, Formicidae. Gene Ontology annotation, molecular function: RNA binding. Gene Ontology annotation, cellular component: P-body.